Messenger RNA from Prorocentrum cordatum, 2311 nucleotides. The record is from the annotation of a GenBank genome assembly. Lineage: Eukaryota; Dinophyceae; Prorocentrales; Prorocentraceae.
GCGGCGGGGGCCCCGGAGCCCGGCGGCGGCGCGGCGGCGCGGGCGGCCCCGCCGGGGGAGUGCCUCGACCGCGUCUACGAGGUGGUGCAGCCCACCGCCGCGAUCCGCGCGGAGCCGCACCUGGAGGCGAGGCUGAAGGGCAAGAAGUCGCGCGGCGGGCGGGUGAUUUGCAGCGAGAUCACGGUGAACGGGUGGCUCAGGGUGCCGGCCGACGGCGGCUGGCUGAUCACCGACAUGCGCGGCGCCGGCGGCCUGCUCGAGGUCGCCGUCCCCGCGGAGGUCGCCGUCGGCGGUGGGACCCCGAGACCUGCGGCGCUGGCUGUUGGCGUAUACCAGCCUCAGGGGAUGUGCUGCCUGGAGGUCGUCUGCCCGGCCGGCGCGCCGGUCCACGAGGCGCCGAGCCGCUCGGCGCGGCAGCUGGCGACGCGAAGGGCCGGCGAGUACGUGUUCGUGCAGACGAUGAACUUCGACGGCUGGGUCAAGCUGAGCGGCGAGAGCGGGUGGAUGCUCGUCAGGAGCACCGAGAUGGGCGAGCUGCUCAGGCUGCGAGGAGAGGCCGCCGGCGUCGACCUGUGGGCCCUCGCGGACGCUUGGGCCGCCGCCCGAGCCGCGCCCGGGAGGGAUCGGAGCCUGAGCCCGGGGCAUGUGGCGGCCUUGAAGGAGCUGGAGCAGAGGGUCCUCCUGGAGGCUGGCGCGCUCUACGGCCGGCACGUCCUCGGGGGUGCCGCGGGCGCGGAGUUGGUGGAGCGGAGGCUGCUCGUCGCCUCGGACCUGGCCGAACCCAGGUCGGAGCAGUGGAUCCGUCAGCGCCUGUUUGCUGGCGUCCUGCGGAGGCGGGCGGCGGAGGAGAGCGACCUCGCGGAGCUGCUGCCCAGCUUCGCGCUGGGGCCCCGCGUGCCGCCGCUGCCGGUGGAGGAGGGCGAGGGAGACUGCGCCGACCAGGCCCCCUGCCCGAGCGCCGCCGAGGGCUGCGGCGGCGCCGCCGAGGGGCCGCUGCUGCCGUUCGACUACCACGGCAGGAGGUACGUCAUGGACGACGCCGGGGUGAUCUUCGACCCCCCACACGAGGUGCCCGUCGGCGUGUGGAGCCCCAGCGCGGGCAAGAUAGAGCCCGUCGCCGUGCAGUGUGCGGCCAGAGGCGGCCCCGCGGCGGCCGUGGCCUACUUCGGCAGGGCCUUCUUCGUGGCCUCCGACGGCGAGCUGCUCGAUGUGGAGACUGGCGCAGCGGCGGGGCGCUUCCACGCGGAGGCGAACGAGCUGGUGCUCAACGAGGGAGAGGAGCUGCCGCUCUACCAGCCCGAGGAGGACGAGGCUGACCUGAUAACGCGCAGGAGUACCUGGACCGCGGCCGCGACAUGGCGCGGAGGGGGCGGCUGAACGCCGCGGCCUGCCUCCUCUCGGUGGCGAGCGUUGAAGGGCUGCCGGGGCCGGCCGGCGCACCGCGGCGCGGUGCUGGAUCUCGAGGGCGAGGUGCUGCGGGAGCGCGCGAGGUGCUCGGACCUCCUCGGCAGGCCGCAGGCGCUCCUGGAGGACGCAGAGCUCCUGCUGGCCCGGUGCCCGCUGGACCCCGAGGCCAUGGCCUGGAGGAGCGCGGCCCGGGAGUUGCUGGCGGCCGCGCGGCCUCCGCCGGACGGGGCCGCCGUCGCCCGCGGCUCGUGCGUGCAGUGCGGCGGGUUGGCGUCCAGGUGCGCCGCCUGUGGCCGCGGCACGGAGCGCCCCGGGCCGGCGUGCGCGCCGUGAGGGCGCCAUGGGCUCGCGCGUAGGAGCUUUCCGCGACUUCAGUCAGGCCUGUCCCUCCACAGGGGAUGUUUGGCCUUUCGCCCAACAUCCCCCUGUAGGGGGACAGGCCCGAAACCCUCGACUGCACGUAGGAGCGACCCUUCGCCGGAGUGACCUUUCGGUGCGGGCUCAUCGGGGUCCCCACGAUGGUCGCGUGCGACGCGGUGGCAGCUCAUCGCGCGCUUGGGUGUGGUCCCCCGCGGCCCUCAAAAAGCCGCGCACCUAAGAUAACAAUCUUUACCCAGCAUCACUCUUGCGUGUAGCGGAUGAGCGCGGCGCGGGCUCGCGCGUAGGAGCCUUGCGAGGAGGAUAGGGGAAGACAACGGCGCACGCCCAAGCUUUCGGAGCUCCGCGCGGAGGUCUUGGAUCUGCGCCGGCCCCGCUCGUACAAGGAAUCCACUCGGAGCUCUGGAAGGUUAUGUCUGUGCUGUUCUUUGCUUCUCUAGACGAGUGGCCUUCUUCCCACCUCACUUGUCCUCAGAGGGGUGCGCGCGCGAGAAGGACGCGCGCCACGAGCGGCCAGGGAAGGAAC